AUGGUGAAUCCAGCCAAAUCCAUGUUGAAAAUGAACCAGAAACGGUUUUUUUUCGCUAUGUUACCUUCCAUGGCUGCUGCUAUCCUCAUCGUCAUCUUCAACCUCGGUGUAAAAACCCCAUAUCUACUUUCGUCAAACAUCCAAAACUACCCGUCGACAAAGCAAUUCAGCCUCCUGAUAGGAAUCCUUACUCGAGCAGAUAACUAUGAUCGCCGCCAUUUCCUCCGUCUCAUCUAUGGCAUCCAAUCCUCUCCAUUAGCCGAAGUAGACGUUAAGUUUGUCUUCUGCAACCUCACAAAACAAGAACAACGAGUCCUAAUAGCCCUUGAAAUCCUAAGAUUCAACGAUAUUAUCAUUCUCAACUGUUCAGAAAACAUGAACAACGGGAAAACCUACACAUACUUCUCGUCACUUCCUCGAAUCCUAUCUCGAACUUACAACUAUGUGAUGAAGGCUGACGAUGAUGUCUUCUUGCGCCUUUUGCCGCUAACAUCCUCGCUGCAGCCGCUUCCGAGAUCGGAUUGUUACUAUGGAUUCGUGAUUCCGUGCCAAAGUAUGAAUCCUUUUGUCUCGUAUAUGUCGGGAAUGGGGUAUAUUUUGUCAUGGGAUUUGGUGGAAUGGAUCGCAAACUCAGAUAUUCCUAGAAACAACACUUAUGGACCGGAGGAUAAACUGGUCGGAAGAUGGUUAGAUCUUGGCCAGAAAGCACGAAACAGGUUUUCUAAUAAGCCGGCAAUGUACGAUUACCCUGGCAAGAAUGGGAGAUGCUCACACGAGCUUAUUCCUGAUACAAUAGCCGUUCAUAGAGUAAAAAGAUGGGAUCAAUGGUUCGCUGUGAUUAAUUAUUUCAACGUCACCAAGGAACUUAGGCCAUCUAAACUUUAUAAUGUAUGA
This is a messenger RNA of Cynara cardunculus var. scolymus (artichoke), 894 nucleotides long. RefSeq names its product beta-1,3-galactosyltransferase pvg3-like. Gene Ontology annotation, cellular component: Golgi membrane. The transcript has a single exon. The record is from RefSeq and is a predicted model, not a curated record. NCBI's taxonomy places the organism in Eukaryota, Viridiplantae, Streptophyta, Magnoliopsida, Asterales, Asteraceae. Bases 1 to 894 code for a protein of 297 amino acids. Gene Ontology annotation, molecular function: hexosyltransferase activity.